Messenger RNA from Hyposmocoma kahamanoa, 3265 nucleotides. It is a transcript of the gene Pde8, whose product is annotated as high affinity cAMP-specific and IBMX-insensitive 3',5'-cyclic phosphodiesterase 8. The transcript has 18 exons. NCBI's taxonomy places the organism in Eukaryota, Metazoa, Arthropoda, Insecta, Lepidoptera, Cosmopterigidae. Gene Ontology annotation, biological process: signal transduction; positive regulation of ERK1 and ERK2 cascade. The record is from RefSeq and is a predicted model, not a curated record. Gene Ontology annotation, molecular function: 3',5'-cyclic-nucleotide phosphodiesterase activity. The coding region runs from base 268 to 2934 and encodes 888 amino acids.
GACACUCGCUGCGAGCGUACGCGCUACGCGUUUUCUUGAAUAAACAUCGUAAAGAUAGCUCCGGUUUUUCAACGUAUAAAGACCCGUGGAUCUUACAGUAUUGUUUUUAUGUUAUAAUAUCAACAAUCUUAUAGUGAAUUAGUGUUGUACUAAAUGGAAUUGUUGUAAGUGUUAGUGUUUUCUGUGUCUGUUUGAAUUUUUUUUUCGAUAAAAAAAUGCAGGCAAGUGUUAGUGUGAGUGCCAAAAGUGUAGUGCCAAUGUAAAACCAUGGGGUGUACACCGAGUAUGCUCCUGGACCACAAAAGUCGUCGCCGCGACAGUACCGGAUCUCAAGAAGCUGCUCUAGCGAAAGUAGCUCCUACACCAGUAUGCAACAAAGCUGUCCAAGCUGCCAGGGCUCCGAGAGCUUCAUUAGAGUCGGAUGGUUUCAGCAUACAAUUAUCGAGUAAGAAAGACAGCUAUGUCUCUCAAAUGGGAAACAAUUUUGCAACACAACUCCAUAUCAAACGGAUAUCAGGCAGUUCCAGCGGGUCUCCAGGCGCUCGCACUGGACGCCGCUCCUCUCUCGCCCUUACGCCGGAAGAUGAACCCCUAGUCGAUGUCGCCAACAGGUCGCCGCCGGCUGCGCACGUCCCGUCUUCGCUGCUCUACACGCCGCCGGAACCGCUAGAGUUACUAUGCGUGUUUCCGGAACGUGCGUCUCGCGCGUGCGCAUCGGCUUGCGUCGCGGCCUCUCGCUCGGGCGGCGAGGCGCGCGUCGUACGUGGGCCCAAAGAAGCGUUGGACGCGUUAAGACGCGACGCGGAAACCAAAGUGCCACAUGUUAUUAUCAUCGAUGCACGACAACCGCAGGCACUGGAUGCUAUUCUAUUGGCUAGAGCAAUAAGAGGAACGAAGAACACUCAACACAUCAUUCUUAUAGCUGUUGUUAAGAAAAGUGUAUAUUUGAAAGAUGACUUCGCGGUUUUACCCUAUCUCGAAGCUGGCUACAACAGGGUGAUGGUAGAAACGGUGGGCUCGACAGCAUGGUGCGCAGAGAUAUUGCAGGCGCGUGCAGCUGGUGCGACCGCACGGACGCAGAUCGCUGCGGUCGCAGCGCUUGCUGCAGCUAUUGACCGUUGCCGGGAUCUCGUGGCCGUCACUGACGACCAACAGAGGAUACUACUCUCAAACAAAUCCUGGUGCCGUGUUCUGGGCUGGCGAAACGAAGAAGGUCCAAGGGCGUUGACUGAGGCUGCAGGUGGCGAGGCUUUGAGACUCGCAGCCAGCGGGGCAAGGGACUGGGAAGCGCCAGUCACUCUUCGACGUAGGGCCACCCAAGAUCCCAUAUUUUUGCCGUGUCGAGGAGCCGCUGUUGCCUUGACCAAGAGUACAUCUCACAUUGUCUUCGUGUGCGAGCCAGGAAACUUAGUGGACACAGAGCGCGGCCGAGGCUCGCUUCACUCCAUCAGGCGAGGAUCACUGGACGUGCGUUCAAUUGCUUCAGAUGGACUUCGUAGGACAUCACUAGCGAAGUUACAGGGACUGCCGCUCGAAGCACCUAUUACAAAGGUCAUUUCACUCCUCUCAGCGGCUGCAGAGGGCGCUCCUCCGUCAACAGUAGCUUGCAUAGAACGAGCAGUCGACAUGCUACGGACUUCAGAGUUAUACUCCCCACAAAUGAGAGACGAAACCAAGCUCAGGGUCGAAGACCCCAUUGCUACUGAUCUUAUUGGUGCCCUGCUGCAGCAAGGACCAACAAAUUUGCUAUCAUCGCGGCGAAGCAGCAACGAUUCUACUGUAGUUCGAGCGCAGAAUAAUAGAACAAAUAUAAAACAUAAGACAACAAGUCAACUUUGCGAGCUCCUAGAUACGGCUCUCAACUGGGACUUCGAAAUUUUCCGGCUGGAGGUAAUCACCAAUGGCAAACCACUGUUUCACCUUGGGUGGACCAUCAUGGGGAGACGCUUUGAUGUCUGCCCAACGUUGGAAUGCGAAGAACGUGUCUUGCUAAACUGGUUGACCACAAUUGAGACGAACUAUCGCGCUGACAAUCGUUAUCAUAAUUCCACUCAUGCAGCUGAUGUGCUACAGGCUGUAGCAUAUUUCCUCGAAAAAGACCGUCUGAAGAGUCUCCUGGAGCCAUUGGAAGCUGCAGCCGCGUUAAUAGCAGCCGCUGCUCACGACAUAAACCAUCCUGGGAAGUCUUCAGCGUUCCUGUGCAACUCUAGAGAUCCGCUUGCAAUAUUAUACAAUGAUAUCUGUGUUCUGGAGUCGCAUCAUGCUGCUUUGACAUUUCACCUCACUCUCAAUGACGAUCGUUGCAACAUAUUCAAGAACCUCGACCGCGACACGUAUAAGACUGUGAGGCAUAACGUUAUCGAUAUGAUUCUCGCUACGGAAAUGACCAAGCACUUUGAGCAUCUUGCUAAAUUCGUCAAUGUCUUUUAUGCCAAAACUUCAGGCAGUAAAGAAGAUGGAAUGCACACUGAUGAACCUCUAUCCCUGGACACGACAGCUUUGAACCUACCAGAGAAUGUAAUUCUAGUGAAGCGAAUGAUGAUCAAAUGCGCUGACGUUUCUAACGCUUCCAGACCGCAAAAGUUUGCUUUCGAAUGGGCUAGGAGGAUCGCCGACGAGUAUUUCCUUCAAACAGACGAGGAGAAAGCCAAGGACUUGCCGGUGGUAAUGCCGAUGUUUGAUCGCGCAACGUGCUCGAUUCCCCGCUCGCAAAUCGGUUUUAUUGACUACAUCAUCAUUGACAUGAUGGAGGCUUGGGCUGCAUUCAUCGACAUGCCAGAGCUAGUAAAUCACGCACGAAACAACCACGCGCGCUGGCGGGAACUCGACGACGCUGGUGUCACUACCAUCGCCGACGUGAAUAGAGUGCAGCGCCAGCAGAACUCUAUACAAGCCCCGCCAAGUAAGACCGAGCAGAGCACGAAAGAAGAGUGAACCCGCAACAAAUAACAGAAUUUUAAAGUAUUCAUGCGUGAACUGAAUCGCAACAGGGACUAUGAAUGUGUGGAGAUAUUUGUAAGAAAAGACAGGAAUCUUUUCGUCUUCUUAUUAGCUUGGAUGACAAAUAUUUUUUGGAUGACAAGUAUUGGGUUUAGCAACUAAAAGAUGAAUUAGGUAGGUGGUCCGCUUAAAGUACAUAGGGGAACUCUUUAGCGCCAAUAUUUAGAACAGAUAAUGCAACUAAGAGCGGUUACACACGAAACGUUUAGCAGCGCGUCUGCAGCAAUUCUGUCGCGAUGCAGUAGCGAUGCAAUCGCGGUGCAAA